AUGUUGACGGCUGAAGUAAGAAGUUCAAUUGUUGCAAAAAUUAAACAUGCAAAGUAUUUCACUGUCAUACUUGAUUGCACUCCAGAUGCAAGUCACGAGGAGCAGAUGUCCCUUGUAAUUAGAUGUGUGGAUGAUUCAGAAAAUGCAAUAGCGGUUGAAGAAUUUUGGAUUGGAUUUUUUAAAGUUAAUGAAACUUCAGGACUUGGGCUUUUUACAGAGCUUAAAAAUAUUUUGAACAAUCUCGAACUUGACAUUGAUAAUAUAAGAGGUCAAGGAUAUGACAAUGGAUCUAAUAUGAAAGGAAAACAUAAGGAUGUACAGAGUAGAUUACUUGAAAUUAAUCCUAGAGCUUUCUGCACUCCAUGUGGAUGUCACAGUCUUAAUCUCACAUUAUGUGAUAUGGUGAAAUGUUGUCCUAAAGCAAUGUCCUUUUUCGGUGUAAUACAACGCAUAUAUUCAUUAUUUUCUUCUUCUACCAAGCGGUGGCAAAUCUUCAAAGAUCAUGUACAAGGUCUUACAGUAAAGUCACUAUCACAAACACGAUGGGAAAGCCAUGUUGACAGCGUGAAGCCCAUAAAAGAUCAAACUUCGAAAAUACGAGAUGCUUUAAUUGAUUUGGCAAACAUUUCUGAUGACUCAAAAAUAAAAAGUGAAGCUGAGGGUUUGGCAUCAUUUGAACUUGAGAAUUUUGAGUUCGUGUUUGGAAUGGUAAUUUGGUAUAAGUUGUUAUAUGAGAUUAACAUUGUUAGUAAGUUUCUCCAAGCAGAAAAUAUGGAUAUUGAUAUUGCUAUUAGACAAUUAAAAGGACUUAUUUCUUCUCUCCAAGAGUUUAGAGAAUCUGGAUUUGAUCAAGCAUUAAUUGAAGCUCAACAUAUUGCAAGUGAAAUGGGAAUCGAACAUAUUUUUCGAGAAAAACGCAUCAUCCGAAGAAAGAGACAAUUUGAUGAGAUCAAUAGUGAAGAGGUAACCCAGUCUCCUAAAGAAUCUUUUCCAGUUAAUUACUUUCUAUUUAUAAUUGAUCAAGCUCUUUCUUCACUUCAAACUCGGUUUGAACAAUUUCAAAAAUAUGAAGAAACAUUUGGAUUUUUAUUUAGUUUGGAGAGAUUGAACUAUAUUGAUGAUGAUAGUCUCUUACACUCAUGUGUCAAUCUUCAAGAGUCUUUAACACAUGAUGGACACUUUGAUGUUGAUGGAUCAGAUUUAUAUUUAGAACUAAAGUUGUUAAGACACUCAUUACCAAGAGAAUCAAAAAGAGCGAUUGAUGUGCUGAAUUAUUUGAAGAAAAUGGAUAGUUGUUAUCCAAAUGUUUAUAUUGCUUAUCGAAUUUUGCUGACUAUACCAGUUACAGUUGCAUCUGCUGAAAGGAGUUUUUCCAAGUUGAAAUUGAUCAAAACUUAUCUCCGAUCAACUAUGUCGCAAGAAAGACUAAAUGGCUUGGCUAUGUUAUCUAUCGAGAAAAAAGUGGUUGAGAAAGUUGAUUAUGCUAACUUAAUCAAUACUUUUGCUUCUAAAACUGCGAGGCGAGCAAUAUUCAAGUGA
Zingiber officinale is the source of this 1539-nucleotide messenger RNA. RefSeq names its product zinc finger MYM-type protein 1-like. The transcript has a single exon. The coding region runs from base 1 to 1539 and encodes 512 amino acids. The record is from RefSeq and is a predicted model, not a curated record. Lineage: Eukaryota; Viridiplantae; Streptophyta; Magnoliopsida; Zingiberales; Zingiberaceae. Gene Ontology annotation, molecular function: protein dimerization activity.